AUGGUGUUAAUUGUAGUUGAUGUACUUAGGAAAAAAAACUUUGAUACCGGUGUUGUCAUGAAUAAUAUUACCACUUCCCAAAUGAAGCCAUUCAAAAACAAAGUGGGAGGCCAUACACCUAUAUUCUCAAUAUCAAAGCAAGAAAUAUGCAAAGAGCUCAACAAAACAGAACGAAACUUUUACAGAAAGAUCUCCAAAAAUCAUCCCUUAUUUUAUUAUAUGGCAAGGUAUAAAGGCAGUAAUGAUUCCCAAUUAAUUCUAGAAGACCUUACAUCUCAGUUGAGAAGCCCAUGUGUAUUGGAUUUGAAAAUGGGGACAAGACAAUAUGGCUGUAAUGCGACCAUCACCAAACAACAAUCACAUCAAGCUAAAGCCAAAAGUACGACAACAAGAAAGUUGGGAGUGAGAAUAUGCGGACUUCAAGUCUUCAAUUAUCAAAACAAACCUUUUUGUCAAGAUAAAUAUUUUGGCAGAAGAAUAACCGUUGGUAAACAGUUUUGCAAAAUUUUAGCUAAAUUUUUAUAUAAUGGUCAUGACAUUUAUUCAUUAUUAAAUCGUAUCCCUCAUUUAAUCAAUCAACUUAAAGAAUUGUACACAAUAUUUACUGGGCUACCAGGCUAUAGGAUGUAUGGUAGUCUGAUAUUAUUAAUGUAUGAAGGAGGAGAAAACAAUCUGGAAAAUCAAGUAAAAGUGAAAAUUAUAGAUUUCGCUAAUGCAGUAAUGGCAGGAGAAGAAAAUAUAGAUACCGUUACUGUCCCACCACAACACCCUGAUUCACCAGACUUGGGCUAUUUACGAGGGUUAAAUUCAUUAAUUGUUUAUUUUACAUUAAUUUUUAGCAUUCUCAGCCGGAUAAAAAUAAGUAACACCGAGGAAAUGGUCGAUUGGAUUCAAGAAAACAAACAAACUUUAAAAGAACAAUCGUGUCCCUGGUUGGAUGAUUAUGCCGAAUUAGACGGCUUGAAAGAUGGUGGUAUUCAUCAGGAUAUGAGUGGAGAUCCUUUUGAUAUUGAAUAUCCGGAAUAUACAUUAGAAGAAGACGAAGGACUUUCGGAGUAA
Molecule: messenger RNA, 1059 nt
Organism: Candida dubliniensis CD36
Lineage: Eukaryota; Fungi; Ascomycota; Pichiomycetes; Serinales; Debaryomycetaceae
Gene: KCS1
Product: inositol polyphosphate kinase
Exons: 1
Coding region: 1-1059 (352 amino acids)
Biological process (GO): inositol phosphate biosynthetic process; phosphatidylinositol phosphate biosynthetic process
Cellular component (GO): nucleus; cytoplasm
Molecular function (GO): inositol hexakisphosphate kinase activity
Source: RefSeq, a predicted model, not a curated record